Porites evermanni is the source of this 370-nucleotide messenger RNA. The record is from the annotation of a GenBank genome assembly. Lineage: Eukaryota; Metazoa; Cnidaria; Anthozoa; Scleractinia; Poritidae.
AUGUCAGUUGAAGUUCUUCGGGAGAGCGCUUGUGAUUGCAUACAUGAGAUUAUCAUGAAGGGAAUGGAGCCACUGGCAAAGAAAGAACUGGUGGAAUCUCUUCUGAGUGUUCUGAAGAAAAGCAGUAUCCUUGAACCACAAGAGGUACAUGAUUAUUCAUGUCUAAGCGUAACAUUUUUGUCCAAGAUUAUAUUGUAGCUUCAAUACGCAGUUUCCUCCAUAUUCCUAAGGGUGAAUGGGUUAAUGUAAUUUUUGUCUCAUUUGUCAUUUGAAUCAUCACUUUUAGGAUGAAGAUGCUGACUUCAUGGCCAAGUUGGCAAAACUGAUGAGUGCUUCAGGAUCACAGCUUCUAAACAGCUACACAAAGUAA